CUCAAAAACCGGAAGUGGUUCUUGUGUUGUUGCGUUAGAGCUACUGUCAUGUGAUAGCUCGCCCGAGAAGCUGCUGCUGCUUCUGACAGUAGCUCCUUACCUUUAGAUGAGGUUAUAAUACAACCACGCUGGAGACAACUUUUAUGUUUGCUAGAGAAGAACAGCACGACUGGUUUCUGACGGAGAGAAGGGACGCCGGGGUUGUGUAGUGUCGGCCGUCGGACGUUGCCAUGGGUUGCUGUUACAGCAGCGAGAACGAGAACACAACUCAGGAAGAGACAAAGCCGCUCAUCUCCCCGAACCCUCCCAGCAAACCACUAAAUGGCGUGACCGGCUGGAACCCUGGAACUAGCUCAUCAGCGCUGUCAAAUGAACAGGCCCUCCUUUCUUCCAUCCUGACAAAGACGGCACAGAACAUCAUCGACGUCUCAGCAGCAGACGCCAUCAUGGUGGAGCCGCAUGAGUACAUGGACAGAGCUCGACAAUACAGUACAAAGAUGACUGUAUUGAGCACCAGUCUGCCUCAAAACAAAGCCCUCGCUCUCCCCUCCCUCACCAGCCAGCCCCACCAAGUACUUGCGAGUGACCUGGUGCCAUACUCAGAUGUUCAGCAGGUGUCUAAGAUAGCAGCCUAUGCUUACAGUGCAAUAUCUCAAAUCAAAGUGGAUGCUAAAGAAGACUUGGUGGUCCAGUUUGCCAUUCCCUGAUUCUGCAACUCUGGCCUGCAUAUUGUUGCUCCAGUCCCACUUUCUUCGUGUCACUCCUGCAUCCUCAACCUCCAGCCCCACCCGUCAUUAAACAUUUUGGUCCUCCUGCUUUCUGCUUUAAACUGCUUCAAAGACGAAGACAAUGUAGGGUCUUACCCCAUGGCUGUCCUCGAGUGUAAUUAAUUUAGUGACAAAUGGAAGAUGGGUUUGAGCUCGUAUGUACAUCAGCGAGGCCUCCAGCUGUGGAAAUCAAACUUUUUGAUGAUCUCUUAAAAAAAAAAAAAAGUUUUCCACGGGUGUUUUUAGUUUCUUUGUUUUCUGAGAAUCAGAGCUAGCUUGUCACCUUGCUGAUACCUAUGUUGGACUCACCUGGGAUAAAGCUGUUGGAUUUUUGACACAAAGCUGUUGGCUGUUGGUUAAUACAAUGCAUUUGAUAAAGUCUCCACUGAAAAAAAGGGAUCACUGUGGCGUGGAAUAUCGCAAAUAAUCACUGCACCACAUGUUGAAUAUGUUAUUUACCAGGGGAAUAAAAAGCAAAACAAAACCACCAAACAUGAUUUAAUCUUAACUCUUCAUAUAUGUUUAGCUCUGUUUUACAUCCUUGAUGUCACCAGAAAUUCUUCAGUCUUUAUCCCUGAGCAACAAAAUGUUAAUGUUAAUAUUAGCACCAGUAAAAAGGAAUGACACGCUUUUUCUCCCAAAAUUAAAAUGUUAUCGUUUAGUGGAGUAUACUGGCAACCAUAAACAACUCACACUAACCUAGUUAGAGUGAAUUUCAAUGACAUUUGACAGUGACGGUGGAGUAAUCUGUUAUUCUAGUCGAGGCCAAACCUUAAUAACCUUUCCUUGGCUGGUGGGUGAGGAUGCAGCUUUUCUUGGGUCACAAUUCUGGAGUUUACAGGUGGCGCUGUGUCCUCUGCGCUUAUCUAGCAUUAAAUAAACGAGCAGGCCAGAAGUUCAAGUGUAAUAUUCAAAGAUGAAAGUGCGUGGUUGGGUGUGUGCGAGUGUGUGUAGGGACAGAUAUUGUGUCUUCAUGCCUUUGUACAGAAUUUUCUGCUUGAAUAUAAAAACUAAACAUGAUGGAUUGUAUGAAGUCCCUCCUUUUUGUAGAGACUUCACUGGUCAGAAUUGGCUAAGAUCUUGUGGCGAUAAGUUUUUAUGAAACACAAGAACCCUUUUAAGGCCUGCAUUUGUUAAGCUUUUAAACAAAGAGGUUUCCCCUGCAGAUUGCAAUAUGAUUGGAUUCGUUCAUAAUCAGAAACUAACCGUUACAGCAGUGCAGCAGGGGGCAGGGUGUUAACAAUCAGUCUAUAGCAGCAAAUAAAACGAAUUGAUCCCU
Molecule: messenger RNA, 2046 nt
Organism: Maylandia zebra (zebra mbuna)
Lineage: Eukaryota; Metazoa; Chordata; Actinopteri; Cichliformes; Cichlidae
Gene: lamtor1
Product: late endosomal/lysosomal adaptor, MAPK and MTOR activator 1
Biological process (GO): endosomal transport; positive regulation of MAPK cascade; positive regulation of TOR signaling
Cellular component (GO): membrane raft; lysosomal membrane; late endosome membrane
Molecular function (GO): guanyl-nucleotide exchange factor activity; molecular adaptor activity
Source: RefSeq, a predicted model, not a curated record